AUGUUAUCGGGUUUACAAUGUUUACUUCGUAUUCUACCUAAUUAUCCAGGUAUUCAAAGAUUUCUUGAUUAUUAUCACAAUACAUUUGCACCAUUCAGUCGAUUUCCACCACAUAUGUAUAACCAUUAUCGUAAUAUUACACCUCGUACAAUAAAUUAUUUAGAAGGUCGACAUAAUCGAAUGAAAAAACAUGUAAAUUCACCACAUCCAAAUAUUUAUAUUGCUAUUGAUUUAUUACAAAAGGAACAAUCUUUAGCUUCAUUUUCACGAAUACGAGAUGACUUGGGAGCUCUGACUCCGAAACGUCGAAAGAACAAUGUUAUAUCUGAUCAAUGUUUAAAUAAAUUGUGGCAACGUUACGAUGAAGGUCGUACUGAUAUUCCAGCGUUCUUAAAAGCUGCUUGA
Messenger RNA from Adineta steineri, 405 nucleotides. NCBI's taxonomy places the organism in Eukaryota, Metazoa, Rotifera, Eurotatoria, Adinetida, Adinetidae. The record is from the annotation of a GenBank genome assembly.